Molecule: messenger RNA, 762 nt
Organism: Nematocida major
Lineage: Eukaryota; Fungi; Microsporidia
Exons: 1
Coding region: 1-762 (253 amino acids)
Source: RefSeq, a predicted model, not a curated record
AUGAAAGGAUAUCUAAUGAAAAAAUACCAAGCAUCAAAGAAGGUAAUUCUAGGAACCGCAUGCAUAGGGCUGUUUUUAAGCAAAAUCUAUGCAGACGCGGGGGCAGCAAUAGGCGGCGGGGGGGUGCUUGCAUUUGCGCAGACUGACCCGAAUUGCUCGCCCAGUUUCAUGAACGGAACUGGGUUCAUGAACGGCAUGGGAGUGAACGGCAUGGGAGGAGCCUCUCCGCAGUUUAAGAUUGCUUCGCCAACUCUUUGCAUAAAGGAGGGAAGACAAAACACAAAUUUCAAGCUGAGUCCCCAGAUGAAGAGGAUGUACAAUAAGUCGGCCAUUCUGUCUCUGUUAAGGCUUCCUGAAACAGAGUGUAAAAUAGGACAAGUAAGCCCAAAAACCCAGGCGUGCUUCCUGUUUAAAGCCAUCCAAAGGAAGGCCAAGACGGCUGCCACAAACUUAACUUUUUCAAAAAACGCGAUUUUCCUAGAGGUAAAGGGUAAACUUGUAUUGAUGGUUACGCUAGAGAGGUUCGAAAGCACGAUGAAAACGGUCAAGAAGCGUGUUCCUCUUUCCAAAGUAAUCAAGGCGAACAAAAAAAUAACCCUGAACGAGUUUGACGACAUCCUGAAUAAGAUAGGAAGCUCAGCUUCUCUUUCCAAGAGAAGCAAGUGUGCAGAGUGCCUCAAAACGCUUCACAACGAGCUUUCUCUUGGAGAUGUUGAGUGUGAUGUGUGCAAUGAUGUGGCUACUAUUCCUAUUUCAGUUUAA